CUCAUUUAUCAGAGAAUGAGAAAGUGUGUGUAUGCGUGCAUGUGUGUUCCUGAAAUCUUUUGUAGAGACUGUCUUCCUUCUGUCCUCCUUGGCGGUGGCCCUCCUCUCUGCCAGAGGGCAGUGUGCUAGAAUAGGCUGGGCUGGAGGAGUGGCCAGAAAACAAAAUAGAUCUCCUCACUUAUGGGGGGAAGCUGCCGAAAGAUUUUUAAAGUACCAGAAGUCUCCCCUUAGAAGGAAAAACUGAGCAGGAUGAGUAGCAAAAAAGGGGACUGAUCCUUGGAAAUGUAAUGUGACUGACAAUAGUAGGAACAAGGUGUUUGAAAGGAGCCCCACGCAGCAUGUGCAGGCGUCUUCUGGUGUGUUAAUCAGUAGAAAGGUGGAGCCCGGGGCCCUGCAAGUCGGAGCAUGGUGAUCCUAAUUCUUAGGCCAGUGCUCUGCCCCCUGGGAGUUCUGGCCCCUUCCUGACUCUCACCCUCUCAGAGAAAGAUUGCUAGUCCUGGAAACUAGGCCCUUUCCUUCAAACAGCAGAAGAUAAGAAAUAGGAUUGGGGUCAGAUCCAGGAAAAUGAGCAAACAAAGAAAAUGAUCCAAGAUUUCAUAAUCUGCAUCCAAUUUCAUUGGGCUGCUAGGUGUGAAUAAGCCUAGCCUUUUUAAACUAUCUAUGCACAAAUAAAACUGAUGGUGAGGACCUUGUUCAGGAAAUGCAGCAGCAGGUCAAAUUGUAUCCAAAGAAGGAGAGAGCGAAAGAUGAUGGCUUGGUUCUGACACUCCCUUCAAUCUCUAUAUUGAAUGACUCAAUCCUUGGGAAUUAUUCUCAUCUGUGCUCUGUACAUUCUCUGUGAGUCAAGCAUAGAAGUGGACAGCUGUCUGGCAAUGGGAGAUGAGAGGGGCAUGACACGAAUGCUACUGGAAUGCAGCAGUCUCAGUGACAAGUUGUGUGUUGUCCAGGAGCAUCAGUAUGAAAUCAUCAUUGUCCCAACCUUCCUGGUUGGCAUCUUCCUCAUCCUUCUUGGGGUCAUCCUGUGGCUUUUUAUCAGAGAACAAAGAGCUCAACAACAGUCUUCUGGACUCCGAGGCAUUGCCCCCAUGCCUCCAUCAAGGAGCCUAAGCUGGGAAGCAGCAGGACAUGGAGGAAGUGUGUUUGUGCCACUUAAGGAGACAUCGGUGGAAAGCCUUCUACAGACUACCACACAUGCCCUGGCUAAGCUGCAAGUGCCCCGGGAGCAACUCUCUGCUGUUCUGGAGCAUAUCUACAAUGGUAGUUGUGGGGCCAUCUAUCGAACCAAGAUGUGCACUGGGGACCCUGCUAAGCCCAAGAGUGUCAUCCUCAAGGCUUUAAAAGAACCAGCUGGGCUCCAGGAGGUGCAGGAUUUCUUAGGGCGAAUCCAAUUCUAUCAGUAUCUGGGGAAGCACAAGAACCUGGUACAGCUGGAAGGCUGCUGCACAGAAGAACUGCCGCUCUAUAUGGUUUUGGAGGACGUGGCCCAAGGGGACCUGCUCAGCUUUCUCUGGACCUGUCGCCGGGAUGUGAUGACCAUGGAUGGCCUUCUUUAUGAUCUCACAGAAAAACAAGUAUAUUACAUUGGGAAACAGGUCCUUUUAGCUUUGGAAUUUCUCCAGGAUAAGCAUCUGUUCCACGGGGAUGUAGCAGCCAGGAAUAUCCUGAUCCAGUGUGAUCUUACUGCUAAGCUCUGUGGACUGGGCCUGGCUUAUGAAGUCCACACCCGAGGGGCCAUCUCCUCUACUCACACUGUACCUCUCAAGUGGCUCGCCCCAGAACGGCUCCUGCUGAGACAAGCUGACAUCAGAGGAGAUGUCUGGUCCUUUGGAAUCCUGCUCUAUGAGAUGGUGACUCUAGGGGCACCACCAUAUCCUGAAGUCCCUCCCACCAGCAUUCUACAGCAUCUCCAAAGAAGGAAAAUCAUGAAGAGACCCAGUAGUUGUACACACACAAUGUAUAGUCUUAUGAAGUCCUGCUGGCGCUGGAGUGAGGACAGCCGCCCUUCAGUUAGAGAACUACACUCGCGCCUAGAAACUGCUGCUCGAACUGCAGAUGACAAGGCUGUGUUGCAAGUACCAGAGUUGGUGGUGCCUGAACUGUACGCAGCUGUGGCGGGCAUCAGCGUGGAGAGCCUCUCCUACAGCUACAGCAUCCUUUGAAGAUCCCAGGGCAAGAAACAUUUAUGGGUGAUCACAUACUCUUGGAGCCAAUUCCUCCAAGAACAGAGAAUAGACUUUCUAGUGGGACAUAAUGAGAGAAAUGGGACAUGGAUCCUGGAUCUUCCCCUACACAUUCCCUAGAUACCUGACAUGAUGCUAUAGGAGGCUCUACACACCAUAUACCCUUGAGACUGAGAAAUAUAGUUUCAUUUCUACUGUCCCAAUCCUAAAGACCCAGGAGAGAAGUGGUGGACAGUGUCAUUCCAAAGGAGGUUUUAGAAAUCUGCAGUGUUUGUUGCGGCAUGGCACAAAUAAGCUGGUCCCUCCCACCACAGGCUAGUUUCCUCCUGAAGCAUGCUUUUUUAUCUAGCCUAUUAUAAGGUGCAGAGAAAUUGCAAUCAAAUGAGGGAAUAGAAAGCCAGUAAAGAAGUUGAUUAAGAGAAAAUUAAAGGUUUUACUUGCUGAGGAGUAUAGAUGUGGACCAAGUUUAUCCUUCAAAGAGAAGGAGGAGGAAGGACGUAAAGUUCUUCAGUUCUGGUCCUAUCAUGCAGGGCUAGAGGAGAACCAUGAAGGAAAACUUCUGAGUUUCCUCUUGGCUAUAGAUAAGAGAAAGAUGGUCCCCUUUUCUCUAAUUCUGAGAGACGAGUACCUUGUCGGUACUACUUUUAACUAGAAGCUGGAGGGGUCAAUUCAUGAUUAAGAACAUUCAACACGUCUUGUUCAUCAGGCUAGCUUCCUGGUCCCUAUAAGACUAGGGAGAUUGAGCCUAAAGAGUUAGUUCGGUCAGCGAUGAAUAUAUUAUGUGUCUAUUAAAUAAACAGGAAAUGUGGAAACCAAGCAAGAAUGCUUAGUAAGACAGAAUGUCUUAAACAAGGGCUAGAAAAGGAUGUAUUCUGAGACAGAAGGCUAGCAGCUUCUGAUUUGCAAUCAUUUACUGAUGUACUGUGAAAUUUAUUUCAUUAAAUUAAUAUUUAUUGAGUAAAAAUAGGCUUUUCUGGUAUACGGCUUCCAAAAUGUCUACAAUAGGGAGGAUAAAAGUAAAUAAAUGGAAAUUAAUGGCAAUAGAAAAAUUCAAGAGACAAUCUACAUUGUCAGAAAAGGGAUUCCUCACGUGUAAAAUGGGGAUAAUAUAUACCUCACAGGGUUGUCAUGAGGAUUGAAUGAGAGUAUGUAUUUGUACAGUAUUUGGCACAUAAUAUGUGCUCAAUAAAUGUUUUCUUUCCCCCUUCCUA
Molecule: messenger RNA, 3391 nt
Organism: Diceros bicornis minor
Lineage: Eukaryota; Metazoa; Chordata; Mammalia; Perissodactyla; Rhinocerotidae
Gene: STYK1
Product: serine/threonine/tyrosine kinase 1
Exons: 13
Coding region: 789-2159 (456 amino acids)
Biological process (GO): protein phosphorylation; cell surface receptor protein tyrosine kinase signaling pathway; positive regulation of kinase activity
Cellular component (GO): signaling receptor complex
Molecular function (GO): ATP binding; transmembrane receptor protein tyrosine kinase activity
Source: RefSeq, a predicted model, not a curated record